Notodromas monacha is the source of this 2724-nucleotide messenger RNA. Lineage: Eukaryota; Metazoa; Arthropoda; Ostracoda; Podocopida; Cyprididae. The record is from the annotation of a GenBank genome assembly.
AUGAUGUCCCGAGAUCCUCGAUUCACGAGCGGAAAUUGCUUCGCCGGAGUGAAGAAGAGCCCCUGGAUCUGGCUUUUCGUCGGCCCCGUAACCCUCGCCUUAGUGGGCAACGUUUUCUUCUUGAUAAACAUCAUCCGCAUCCUGGUGCAGCGAUACCGUCGCCAGAACAUGCGCGAAGUCGCGACACUCAGAAGGGCAGUGAAAGCAACCAUUUUGCUCCUGCCGCUCCUGGGUGUCACGAACGUGCUUUUCUUCUUCAAUCCUGAGGACGACGGCCCCUACGAAAUGGCGUACCUUGUUGCCAAUUCAGCUUUGCAAGGCACUUUUGGGGUGUUCGUGACCAUCUUCUACUGCUUCGCCGACCACCAAGUGCGGAAGGUGCUGCAUUCCAAAUGCGUUCGUGCCGGAGGCGCAGGUUGCCCGAAGCGUCAAUUCUGGAAAGUGGUGUACCACGUACUGCAACUCAAGUCGGAAAUCGGGCGCGGCGGCGACUCGAAUCGGUCUCGGUUGGGCGCCGAGAGCGUGCGCCACGACUUCCGGCGCCACGGCACCAACACGUCGCUCAACAAUGCCGCCGGCGUUCGUCAAGGUAGCCAAUAUUACGCGUGCCACAACGGCUCUGUGACACUCAACUUCCGACGCGACGACGAGAUGACGUGCGUGACCCCGGUUCGAACGACGCACAACUUCCCGCCCGCCAGCCCCAACAACGCCAGCUCGAUUUUCAGGGAGAAUCAAGCGGAACUGCUCAGAUGCAAUGGACGCUAUGCGAAUCAACAAAAUGACCAGCCCGUGGUUUCCUUCGCCAUCGGGGACGUGGAAAUUGGCACCAAAUCCGCGCCUCAAACCCCUAGACUCAGUCGCAAAAACACCGUCAGCAAAACCCGGUAUUCGCCGACGAACGUGAUUCGCAGCGAAACCCUGCUCGCCAACUGCACCGCUGUCGACUCCAGCAGUCGACGUCAGCAGUCGCAAAAUCAACGUCAAUCAGACCCUAACCAAAAGCCAAAAAUGGGCUUUCUGGAAACUGCACGCGGGUGGUUUACUGGCAACUCUAGCAAAAAAUCCUCACAGCGAGCCAGUGAUGUCCCCGUGAGUGACACUCGCCCACAGGAAGUGAAGGCAUCGGAAACAGGGGAUAUUGUACGCAAUCAGGAGGAGAGCUCGCAGAAACCGUCGGGUUCUCGGGAAAAUUUGCGCUCGGAUCAUCCCAAGAUUUGCGUUGUGCCGGAAGAGUCUUCCGAUUUCGAUCGCUCCGAAGAGCGCGUGAAUUCGGUCAUGAUGCUCAACCGCACGGCCUCGACUACUCCUUCUCCAGAGGAGUCAGCUAAAAGGUCUACCGAUCAUAUGGAACACCACGAAUCUGUUACGAAACCGGAAAAAGAAUCCGAGACCUAUGUGUGAUUCCAAUACGAAAAAAUUCCCUCUACAGCAGCGUAACAUUGAGGCCGAUCGCGAUUUUCCUGUACGUGCCCAAAAAACGCGUUACAUAUGAUCUCAAGAAAAAAAUUAGAAGAGCUAUUUGUGCUUGGUGGAAAUUUUUCAUGACGAAUAUGGUGUGGUUUUUCAAGACUUUCAAGAGAUUUGUGUUUGAGCUCAUUUGCAGUGGAACCUUCGUUGAUCGGGUUGAUGUUCAGAUGGUUUUUUUGCGGAGCUGAAACUUAAUCACGGAUGAUCGAAAAACUUUGAAAAAUAUUCUCAUUUCACGAUACCCGAUAUAAUAUUAACAAAGUGCCUUAAAAUUCUGGAAACCCACACAUUUUCCAGACCCUCCUUUGUGGAAUAGGCCUAUACUUCUUUUGACAACAUUGUUGUUCUUCAAAAAAGUUUAUAACAACAAAAUUCCGCAAUUCCACGCCCCUUCUACAAGAACAAGCUAUUUUCAGUUUUCUAAAGAUCUAUAACCCGUCGAAGAAGACAUAUUUUGCACUAAAAAUAUUUUAUAAAAAAAAACAGUAUUUGGGAUACCACUAUACUCAUGAUUACAGAAUGAGCUUUUAUGAUUUUUUGGCAACUAUAUGUUGACCCCGAAUUUGACCUUCAGAAUACAGUAAUGAUUUGUAGGUUAACAUAGGGUAACAUUCGCCAUGCAGCAAGAGAUUCCACAGCAGAUUCCAGUCGAUAACCUCAUGCUUAUCGAAGAAAAUCUCCGGAAAAAUCAUAUUCUCAUCGUAACGAACUUCAGUGCUUUUUGGCUCAUUAAUAGGGCCACAUCUCUGUACAAAGAUUAAAUUAAUUGUUCCCCACUUUCCCUCACCUGUAACUGCAGAAAAUACUGUUUACAUCCGAUCAUGACCCCGAAAAAUGAGGUUCCACGCUAAAAAAAAAAAAAAGAUCAAAUUUAAGUGGGUUGAUCACGUUUUGCAUGAAAGUCCCUAAUUUUGACACGCAUCAAUGGAAAAGAGCGUCUGGAAUUCUCGCCUGUCGCUCGCUUGGAAAAUUUGGCUGUUUCAACCGGUUUGUGAACGUGAUGAACAGUUUGCCAAGCAUAUUUUCCCGGAAAAUACAAACAAACAAAAGAUCAAAACGUUCGUAACUGGUUAAAAACUCUCUUCGACAGACGAUUCAGCGGGAUACCAUGAUGAGCUCCAUGUUCAUGUCUCGCCAUCGAUGGAUUUGUGUGUAGGUGUAUGAGUGUAUUUUUUAUGUUGAAGAUGUAUACGUCUCUCAGUUGGUUUCUUUAAAGUUUAUCCUUGAAAUGAAGUUGUUUUUGAACUUGCAUAA